AUGCCGAGACCGACCUAUCCCCCUCCCCUUCCUCCGCCCAUCUCCACGACAUGCCCGCCCGCCGACACCACUGCUGCUCCACUGUUAGCUGCUAGCCCGCUCGCGCUCUAUUCGGUGCCGCCGUACAACGGUCCUGAGCCGGCGCUGGCCCCAUAUGAUCCCAAUGCUGGAUCUCGUGGCUUUGGUCGUGGCAGAUCGGCCAAAAAGAGGCAGAAGCAGGAGCCAGUGGAAGAUGAUGACGAUGCUCUACCUGCAGAGGACCAGAACAUGCCCUCAAAGAAGGUGAAGAAAGGACCUCAGGCCAAGAAGGAGUGCAAAAAGCCAAAGACAGACGGACCGUCCCUUUCCGUGAGGAGAUUGAAAGCGACAUUAUCUCAGCCUUUGAAAAAGUCGGCAAGUCGCGCAAAGGACAUUCACAUGUACAACGGCAUCAGUACCGACAUACUACAGAUUACGAUGGAGAAUCUGAGGCUGAAAUGCCGCUGA
Messenger RNA from Zasmidium cellare ATCC 36951, 486 nucleotides. RefSeq lists its product as uncharacterized. The coding region runs from base 1 to 486 and encodes 161 amino acids. The transcript has 3 exons. NCBI's taxonomy places the organism in Eukaryota, Fungi, Ascomycota, Dothideomycetes, Mycosphaerellales, Mycosphaerellaceae. The record is from RefSeq and is a predicted model, not a curated record.